Loa loa (African eye worm) is the source of this 887-nucleotide messenger RNA. RefSeq lists its product as hypothetical. Lineage: Eukaryota; Metazoa; Nematoda; Chromadorea; Rhabditida; Onchocercidae. Gene Ontology annotation, molecular function: hormone activity. The transcript is spliced from 5 exons. The record is from RefSeq and is a predicted model, not a curated record. The coding region runs from base 1 to 867 and encodes 288 amino acids.
AUGAUUCAUGAUGAUGAUAAUAGCGAUGUUUGGUGCUGCAAUCGAUCAAUUUAUCAUCUUCAACUGUUUAUGCUAAUCCUUUACAUAUGCAAAUUUAAUGCUUUAACUAUUGAUGAUAUCAACAAUGAGGAUAUAAUGAAUAAAUGGGGACAUCGUACACAUUGCUCAUGGCAUUCAAGUGGUGGAAUUGAUGAUAAAAUUAUUCAAAAAGUAAAUUUAUCAUGUAGCAGUGGUUACGUACAAUGGAAUGAUCCAAUUGGUGGAAUGCAUGUUCGAUUUUUAAUGAAAGAUACAAAUGACGAAAGAAUUUGUCUUCGAAUUCGUUUUAUACCAUCUUAUAAAAUUUCAUAUUAUAUAUCAGAUGGUAACAAUCAUCAUUUAUUGAAUGCAAUGAAAGAAUUUCAAAAAUGCAUGAAUGUUAAAAUAGAUAUAUUAAUUUUUAUCGAAACUUAUAAAAUGCAAAUUUGGAAACAACGAGCUGCCGGUUUUCGAUAUGAAAUUUUACCGGAAACAUUAAUUGUAAAUGAAAAAACACAAUGUGACAUUUGCUCAAACAUCGAUAUUAUAAAUGCAUUUUGUAACAAUGCUGAUUUUGGUCACCAAAGUAAUGCAAAUGAUCGUAUACUAAUUGAUAAAAUAUUACGAAAGCCGUUACAUCAUCAUCAAAUUGUGGAAAGAAAAAGUAAUGAGAGUAUUUUGAAAGCGCCAAUUACUGGUUGUUUGUACAAAAAAAAUGAAAUUAGCCAUCGAAUUUACAUCGCUAAAAUGGAAUUUGAUACGGUACACAUUAUUUGUUCACCAACUAUUUCUCAUUAUGCGCAAAUUGCUCAUGAACAAUCUGAAAAUGCGCCUUGUCAAUUGUUGUAAUAGCGUAAGAUGGAUAAGCU